AUAAAUUACUCGAACCAAAUGCACUAAUAAUUAAACUUGAGAGUAGUUUGGAAUAUUCCUUAAUACAAAAGGGGGAAAAAGUUUUCUAUAUGGUUGUUGCCUUGUCAUUGCUUGCUCUGCUAAAAUUUUGAAGAAGAAUUAUGGCCUUAUGAUGAGAAGAAGAAGAAUGACUUUCUGGUUUAAGAAAGGAUGCCUUUUUUUUCUCUAUACGAAAAAGAGGAUGAAAAGGAGAAACAAAGUGAAGAAGCUAAGAAUAUAAUGAACAACCUACAAACCACAGUGCAGAAUCAGGUUCCAAAUAUUAAUAAUGACAAUAUUAUUAUUAUUAUUCAGUGUUUUAAUAUUCUCUCCCUAAUCAAUACCAUCGUUAAACCUAGAUGUUCAGGUCCAUCUCUUUCAAGUUCUGUGAAAAACCACAUCAGUUUUCUCUCUGUUUAUGUGUUUAAGCAUCAUUCAGGGAGAAAGGUUUUGUUUUGGACAGUGUUUUAAUGACAGGAAAGUUUUUCUGCAUGGUUUUGAGAAUUCAUAUGGACUGCAAUGGAUGUUACAGGAAAGUAAGAAGAGCUAUUCUCAGUAUAAAAGAGUUGGAGACCCAUUUGAUAGAACAAAAGCAUUGCAGGGUAAGCGUUUGUGGGAAGUUUAGCCCUCAAGAUAUAGCAAUCAAAAUAAGGAAGAAAACCAACCGCAGAGUAGAGAUAUUGGAGGUUCAAGAGUGUGAUACCUUCAAUGAAAACAAUGAUAUCCAAGGGCCCUUGAUCAUCAAUGCCUGGAAAUGCCAAUCAAACUAUGACCAAGUCGAAACUUGUUGUACGCAUGAAGGUGACACUAAAGAACAGCAAGAAUUAGCUUCUUCUAUAACAUAAAUUCUUCAUCUUUCAAACUAUUUUACCAUUUUUCUGUCAUACAUGCAAAUUACUUCAUAAAGUUGUAUGGAUUUAAUUGUUUACUGGGAGACCAUAAGAGAACCUACAGUUUAUCA
Molecule: messenger RNA, 979 nt
Organism: Cucumis melo (muskmelon)
Lineage: Eukaryota; Viridiplantae; Streptophyta; Magnoliopsida; Cucurbitales; Cucurbitaceae
Product: heavy metal-associated isoprenylated plant protein 7-like
Exons: 3
Coding region: 489-863 (124 amino acids)
Molecular function (GO): metal ion binding
Source: RefSeq, a predicted model, not a curated record